This is a messenger RNA of Aspergillus candidus, 192 nucleotides long. Its product is annotated as Oxo-4-hydroxy-4-carboxy-5-ureidoimidazoline decarboxylase. The coding region runs from base 1 to 192 and encodes 63 amino acids. The record is from RefSeq and is a predicted model, not a curated record. The transcript has 3 exons. NCBI's taxonomy places the organism in Eukaryota, Fungi, Ascomycota, Eurotiomycetes, Eurotiales, Aspergillaceae.
AUGAAUGAGGAGUAUGAGGGGAGGUUUCCGGGGUUGAGAUUUGUAACAUUCGUCAACGGUCGCAGUCGCGAGGUGAUCAUGGAGGAAAUGCGCCAGCGGAUUGACCGUGGGGAUGCCGAUCGCGAGGUUACAGAGACUAUCCAGGCUAUGUGCGACAUUGCGAAAGACCGAGCGCGCAAGCUGCAGUCUUGA